Silurus meridionalis is the source of this 1992-nucleotide messenger RNA. RefSeq names its product gamma-crystallin M2-like. NCBI's taxonomy places the organism in Eukaryota, Metazoa, Chordata, Actinopteri, Siluriformes, Siluridae. The coding region runs from base 1147 to 1671 and encodes 174 amino acids. The transcript has 3 exons. Gene Ontology annotation, biological process: lens development in camera-type eye; visual perception. Gene Ontology annotation, molecular function: structural constituent of eye lens. The record is from RefSeq and is a predicted model, not a curated record.
AUACUCUUUUCUAAGGAUAAAUACUUACUUGAUUUUUACAAGAACUGCAUAAAAAAUGAGGUUCUUGGAUCAUUGGGCAGGUGAAAGAGUUAAUUUUAUUAUAUAUGUUAAAAAGCACCAUAUAUGUUGACAUCACUGCCCAAUUUAUAGACAAAACAAAAUGCUGUCCAUCAUUUGGGGUUGUUUUCUAUCUCUUUUGGAGUGGUUUAUCCCACAAUAACACUUAGCAAAGUGUUUUAUUUCUCUUAUACCACAGCAAAUUGCUUAUCAAUACAAUAUUUAACAAAGUACAUGUUGUACAUUUCAACCAUUAAUAAUACAUUUAAUGUUGUGUACCCAGGAUAAAGAGGUUUAUCUUAUCAUUUAUUAUAACAGUUAUAAACAUAUAAAUAAUUCUUUGUUAAACAACAUUUGAUACUUUUAUCGCUGUAUUAAUCUUAAGACUAUGUGGAGCGCCAUACAAGUCAUUCCGAACUGACCUGUUACUAUUAAGGAUUAACAUACAUAUGGAAUUGACUGCAUUAUUACCAACCUGAGUUUGCGUUUAUGCCAGUACUACUGUGUGAGCCAGACAAAAAAAACAUUACAUAGGACCUGAGUUUUUCUAUGCAAUGAUUAUCAAGUAAUCUGCACGGAAUUGUGUUUGUCUCAAGUGACUAAAAAUGUAACUAUUUGAUACACAAUCAUUUCAUACAUUAACACAGAUAGAUGAUGCCUCUGAUUCUUUGACCAAAUGCAGGGGUCUACAGCUGCGGUGUUCUUUAAAUGAAUGGAAUACACAAGUCGGUUGAUGAAGCCCCCGUGAACUGUAGUCAUGAAACCAGCACUGUGAAGUCUGUGGAACAGAAUAUUUGCAGGUGGCUUAUACAUGAGGCUGGGACUGAGAAUUUGGUCUCACUGUCACACAGCAUUUUAAUGCAACAUGAACAUUCCAUAUUGUUUUGUUACUAUUGUAACAUGGACUACAGUGGAAACCUCACCAGUCUUUUCCCUUUGUCUAUAUGUACAUGGAAAAAAUAAAACGACUAGUAAUGUAUUCAUGCUUCAAAUUACAGCACCAGUGUUGUUUUGUAACAGAACAGUUAGUCCCCUAUAGCUGUGCAGAUCUAUAAAAGCUUAGGAAACAGAAUCUCUCUACCAGACAUCAUGGGAAAGAUUAUUUUUUACGAGGACAGAAAUUUCCAAGGCCGUAUUUAUGCGUGCAGCAGCGACUGCACAGAUCUACACUCCUAUUUUAACCACUGCAACUCCAUCAGAGUGGAGAGUGGUUGCUUCAUGAUUUAUGAAAAGCCAAAUUACGUAGGUCACCAGUAUUUUAUGAAAAAAGGUGACUAUCCUGAUUUACACAGUUGGAUGGGUGUCAGCACUAGUAUCAGAUCCUGUUGCAUAAUUCCACCGUACACUGGCUUAUACAGAUUAAGACUCUAUGAAAAGCCUGACUUUAAUGGUCACAUGAUGGAGUUCGGGGACGAUUGUACCUGUGUUUCGGACCGUUUCCAUCACCGCCAUGUUUACUCCUGUAAAGUAAAGAAUGGCUACUGGAUCUUCUAUGAGUAUCCCAAUUACAAAGGCAGGCAGUACUUCCUGAAACCUGGAGACUAUAGGAGAUAUCGUGACUGGGGUGCUACGUGUUCCAUUGUAGGCUCUUUCAGACGCAUCACUGAUUUCUAAGUACUGUUCUUUCUAUUAAAGAGUAAACUUUCCUUCACAGAAAUCCAUGUUAUGACUUUUGAAUCCAUGUUUGAUUUUCUACAAAUACAGUACAACUGUAACUGUAGAUAAGUGGUGCAUUAUCUUGAUCAUACUCAUCUUUCUUUGAAACUGUAAUGUUAACAAUAAAAAUGUGCUCAUUGGAACAAUAUAAAUUAUACUUAUAUUUGAUAUAAUUAUAGCAAACAGCAAAUGAAUUGAUGGUAAGACAAAAUAAAAAUUUCCAAAUUGUUGCUGCAAAAGAAAGUUGCUGUUUUAGUUUUUAUUCAUAAAUUUGCAUUC